UUUAUCGAUUUGAGCAACAGAUGAAAACAACUGUUUGAAGAUGAGUUUACAUCGACAAAGUUCAUAUGCUAGCACAAUGAAAAUUGAGAUGCUAUUCAAAGCGAAAGAGAAUGGAAGCUUACACGCGAUAUCUGAGGCGGAAGCUACAUCUGGAGACAGAACUUCGGUUGAACACGCAUUGCAUGUAGUACCAGAGUACUAUAACCUAUUAGCUUCGGGUAAGAAGUCAGUUGAGGGCCGGUUGAACAUGGGUGACGAGGCGCAUGUGUGUGUAGGGGAUAUUUUAGUCAUGAAUGGAACUUUACGGUUACAUGUCAAAAGGAUUGCUCUUUACGGGUCAAUACAAGAGUAUUUGGUUACGGAAGGACUAGAUGUCUGCCUCCCAGACAAAGACACAAUCGACGAAGGAGUGCAGGUAUACUACAGAUUCUACACGCCUGAGCAAGAGGCUGAAUUCGGCGUGUUGGCUUUCGAGGUGACUGUAUUGUGAGCGGACUUAAUAAAGUCGCAUCUCUUUAUCCA
Sphaeroforma arctica JP610 is the source of this 522-nucleotide messenger RNA. RefSeq lists its product as hypothetical. Lineage: Eukaryota; Ichthyosporea; Ichthyophonida. The transcript is spliced from 5 exons. Bases 41 to 490 code for a protein of 149 amino acids. The record is from RefSeq and is a predicted model, not a curated record.